CAGUUCAUCGUUGGGUGAGUCUUGUGGCACUUCUUCUUGUCUCCCGCGUGCGUCCCACGCCUCGAAUUGGCUGAUUUCCCUGAUUGGCUGAGAGGUGCUGUGGCGGGAGUGUGGAGUGUAUGACGCCCUUCGAAGAAAUUAUCGACUUGAGAAACGGAGAUGAGUAAAUCCAAGGACAGUGGGGGCCCUUAGGUGCCAAAGUGUUAAUGGUGAAAAAACAGUACAUUUCCUGUUGACAUAACCACUGGAAAAGUUCUGCCGGGGAAACUGACUUGGAUCCAAAGGCCCAUACUUGAAUGUCCUUGGAGGCCUACGUAUAUAGCAUACCACAUGGGCAAGAGAGGCAAUAAAUCAAAAACAUGAAGGAACAGUUAUGAAAGGCAUUGAAGUGAAAAGUUCUCCAGUUUGUGGUAAAGGAUUUCUGCCCAUGCUGUAUUACACAACCAUUGGUAUAAUUCUGAAAUACCUCAAUGGUCAGAAUAGACCACACAGCACUCAGGAUGUUUUCAGUAACCUGCAGAAAGAGCAUGGUCUGGGCAAAACUGCGGUUGUUAAAGCAAUGGAACAGUUGGCUCAGCAGGACAAGAUCAAGGAGAAGGUUUACGGCAAGCAGAAAAUCUACUUUGCAGACCAGGAGCAGUUUCCCAGUGUGAGUGACUCGGAGCUCAGAAAUCUUGAUGCCCAAAUCUCAAAACUGUCUACCACACUACAGGGCACCCAGCAGAGCUGUAGGCAGCUAGAAUCAGAGCUAAAAGAUUUGAAUAAAUCGAUGACAAAUGAGGAGAUGCUAAAAGAAAUUAAGGAGCUGAAGAAGGAAUGUAGCAUACAUCAGGAAAAAUUACAGAAGAUAAAAUCUGCAACCAAUCACGUUACACCAGAACAUAAGGAGAAGGUGUACAAUGAGCGGAAGCAGUACUGUAAUGAAUGGAAAAAAAGAAAAAGAAUGGCAAUGGACAUAUUCGAUGCUAUCCUUGAAGGUUAUCCCAAAAGCAAGAAACAGUUCUAUGAAGAAGUGGGUGUUGAAACAGAUGAAGAUCUCAAUGUGACACUGCCAGAUAUCUGACCGCCUAGAAUAAAUUCUACAGGACAUUAAAAAAGUCUUAGAAUAGUUUAUUAGAUUUUUUUUUUUUAUGAAAAGUGUUUAUCUUUAUGAAAGGGUAAACCUUUCAGAUGGUUUAUUUCUAGAGCUAGCUGCUAUCCGUCUGAAAGUAUUAGGAGCCCUUGUUUAUUUAGUGGUAUAAUACUUUGUAAAAUGUUCUGAUAACUUUGUUUGAAUUUGGCCCAUGCCUACCCAAAAGCAUAUCAGAGGCCUAUUUGUUUGUAAUGUUGUCCAGUGUUAUUACUGCAUUUCUGGUCAGGUUUUGUGGCAAAUCUUUGCUGUAGUCAGCUUAAUGCUUGUAUCUGUGUGCAGUAAUACAACAAAGAGAGUCUGGGACACAGCAGAAGUGACACAUUGCAAAACUUUGGAAUAUGAGGUAGCACAUGAAAAUGUCCAUAGGCCCCUCCACCUUGUUAAAUUCUAUAUAUAUAUAUAUAUAUCAGCAUGGUAAGAUUGUAAAAAUAAACUGCGAAGACUGACAUCUGAGUCUGCUCAAUUCCUAGAAGUGGUUCUGGAGUAGACAAGGCGUGUUAGCUAUGCAGGUGUAUCACUUAGUUAAUGCAAGGAACUUGUCACAGUUUAAGAAUGAAUAAUUUACUAAACACUCAUUUAUGUAGGGUUUUUUGGUUUCACACUAACCAAAUAAACAUAUAUUUCUUGAAUAUUUUGUCCAACCCCCAAAAACACAUGCUAGGGGAGAUUUCACCAAGUCAGAUUCCGGGUUUCUUUAUCCUCAAAACCCCCAGGCAUUAAAAAAGUGAUGUAUCGGGAAAAUUCAGUUGCAGAGAGCAAUUUAUUUAAAAAAGAAAAGCCAGCCUUUUGGGAGAAACAUUCGUAGGAGUGUGGCAUGCACUACAGAAAUGUGACUGAUGAAAGUGUACUGGUGAUGUCUCAUGGACCUCUAUUUGGUAAGUGUCUUGGCUUUGCUUUUCAUAGGGUCCAAUAAACCUUACCCCUUACCUAGAGCAGAUGGCAUUCAGGCACAGUGCCACUAAUUUUGUUGAAAUUAAUUUUAUAGACCAAUAUAUUGUAAAUAUUAUUUCACAACGAUGUAUAUAGACUUGUGUAAGUAAAUAAAAAUGUUAAAACAUUUGCAAUUCA
Molecule: messenger RNA, 2200 nt
Organism: Rana temporaria (common frog)
Lineage: Eukaryota; Metazoa; Chordata; Amphibia; Anura; Ranidae
Gene: PSMC3IP
Product: PSMC3 interacting protein
Exons: 9
Coding region: 374-1063 (229 amino acids)
Biological process (GO): meiotic strand invasion involved in reciprocal meiotic recombination; meiotic joint molecule formation; homologous chromosome pairing at meiosis
Cellular component (GO): condensed nuclear chromosome; DNA recombinase auxiliary factor complex
Molecular function (GO): double-stranded DNA binding; recombinase activator activity
Source: RefSeq, a predicted model, not a curated record